Molecule: messenger RNA, 2460 nt
Organism: Jatropha curcas
Lineage: Eukaryota; Viridiplantae; Streptophyta; Magnoliopsida; Malpighiales; Euphorbiaceae
Product: Pentatricopeptide repeat (PPR) superfamily protein
Biological process (GO): RNA modification
Cellular component (GO): intracellular membrane-bounded organelle
Molecular function (GO): RNA binding; protein binding
Source: RefSeq, a predicted model, not a curated record
AUUGAUGUCUUUGAAAAGCUGUUCAAUUUUGGCGGGUGAAGUGGAAACAGAAUUCUGGUCUUUUAAUGCUACCCUUCAGUGAAGUCUCUUUACAGAAUUUGAUAAAGAAGUGCACCACCGUUACCUCUCUUAAAAGAGCGCGUCAACUCCACGCUCUAAUUCUAACCACCACAACCUGCAUUAGCUAUGCACAACAUCCAUAUCACAACAACAACCUCAUUGCCAUGUAUGCGCAUUGUGGUUCUCGUUUGGAUGCGCAACGGCUGUUUGACAAAAUGCAUCAAAGAAAUAGCAUCUCUUAUAAUGCUCUUAUUGCAGCAUAUUCUAGAGAUCCUAAUUAUGAGAUUUUGAGUUUUAAGUUACUUUCAGAUAUGGGAAUUCAAGGCCUUAAGCCUAAUGGAGCAACCUUCACAAGCUUACUGCAAGUGUGUUGUUCGCUUGAGGAUUGGCUUUUGGCCUCGUUGCUUCAUGCUCAAGUUUUGAAAUUUGGGUUUGUGAAUGAUGUUUGCGUUCAGACGUCAUUGCUUGGAACCUAUUCAAAUUGUGGGGAUUUGGAGUCCUCGUGUAAGGUUUUUGAAAAUGUAGUGGACAAGGAUGUUGUUUUGUGGAAUUCUAUGAUAUCUGGGAACUUGAAGAAUGAUAGGAUACAGGAAGGGCUUCAUCUAUUCAGUGCAAUGGUGAGGUCUGGUGUUAUUCCUACCCAGUUCACUUACUCUAUGGUAUUGAAUGCUUUUAGUAAAUCAGGUGAUUAUAGUUGUGGACGAGUAAUUCAUGCCCAAGUCAUUGUUUUAAAUAUAGUAGCUGAUCCAGCUUUGCAGAAUGCCUUGCUCGACAUGUACUCCAGCUGUGGUGACUCCAAAGCUGUGUUUAGUGUCUUUCAUAGAAUUGAGAACCCAAGUUUAGUUUCAUGGAAUUCAAUGAUUUCCUGGUGUGCAAAAAAUGGAGAGGGGAAGAAAGCUAUGGAGCUGUUGGUCAAGUUGCUUAGACUGUCUAUUUCUAAACCAGAUCAGUAUACUUUUACUGCGGUUAUUUCUGCAACUAGUGAAUUUCCAGCUACUGAUUAUGGGCAACCUCUCCAUGCCCAAGUUACCAAAGCAGGGUUGCAGCGGAGUGUCUUCAUAGGAACUGCACUAUUGUCAAUGUAUUUCAGAAACAGUGACACGGAAUCUGCUCGAGGGGUUUUCGAGUUAAUGAAAGAUAAGGAUGUUGUUCUGUGGACAGAAAUGAUUAUGGGUCACUGCAGAUCGGAUGAUGGGAAAACUGCAAUAAAAUUAUUUUGCAAAAUGUGCAAGGAAGGCCAUAGGAGUGAUAGUUUUGCUAUUAGUGGAGCAUUAAGUGCUUGUGCUGAUCUUGCAACUUUGAAGCAAGGACAAACGAUUCAUACCCUUGCUAUUAAGACAGGCUGUGAUGCUGAAAUGUCCGUUUGUGGAAGUCUUGUAGAUAUGUAUGCUAAAAACGGCAAUCUUCAAGCUGCACAGUUGAUAUUCUCCCAAGUUCUCAAUCCUGAUUUGAAGUGCUGGAAUUCAAUGAUUGGUGGAUAUAGUCAUCACGGAAUGGCAGAGGAGGCAAUGAUGCUCUUUAAUGAAGUCUUAGAGCGUGGUAUAAGCCCAGAUCAAGUAACAUUUUUGUCUCUACUGUCUGCUUGCAACCAUAGUGGCUGGGUUGAAAAAGGGAAGUUCUUGUGGAAUUAUAUGAAGAAAAAUGGAAUUACUGCUGGCCCUAAGCAUUAUAGCUGCAUGGUAAGUUUAUUAAGUCGAGCAGGAUUGCUAAACGAGGCAGAAAAUCUUAUUACUGAAACAACCUAUAGUGAAGAGCAUUUAAAACUAUGGAGAACUUUGCUAAGCUCUUGUGUCAAGGAAAGAAAUAUGGAAAUAGGAGUUCAUGCAGCAGAACAAGUGUUGAGGUUAGAUCCACAAGAUAGUGCAACACAUAUUUUACUUUCAAAUCUUUAUGCUUCUGUUAAGAGAUGGGAUGAUGUUGCAGAAAUGAGGAGGAAAAUAAGAGGGUUGAUGUUAGAAAAAGACCCUGGAAUAAGCUGGAUUGAAUCCAAGAGUGAUAUUCAGGUAUUCUCUUCUGACGACCAAUCAAACCCAUUGACCGAUGAAGCUCAAGCUGAAGUACAUAAACUACAAGGAAACAUGAUUAAAUCAAUUACAAAUGAAUAUGAAUUUGAUGCAAGUCUAUAUUCUACAUAGGCCAUCAAGUCUGCCUGAGAAGGAUUAGCAUUAAACCACACAGAAGAUAAACACUCUGCAGUUAAUUUGAGGUUUCUGUGCUCAAUAGCUAAAGCAUUGAAAUGUAGGUUAGAUUAGCUUGGAUUUUGUAGGGUUGGAUUAUGCGCUCAUAGCCACUGAAGUAGCAAAGAAACUCACUUGUACACCUAUGAAAAGCAAAUCAAAUGAAUAAUAUCAAACUGAUUGUAACUUUGCAUCGUUUGAGGAAAGCAGUUUGCCUAUCUUA